This is a messenger RNA of Zymoseptoria tritici IPO323, 393 nucleotides long. RefSeq lists its product as uncharacterized. The coding region runs from base 1 to 393 and encodes 130 amino acids. The transcript is spliced from 2 exons. Lineage: Eukaryota; Fungi; Ascomycota; Dothideomycetes; Mycosphaerellales; Mycosphaerellaceae. The record is from RefSeq and is a predicted model, not a curated record.
AUGGCAACAGGAAUUCAAAAGAAACUCCUCAACGCUAGUCAUGGCUUGAACAUUGAUUCAUCAUUCCGCGACUUCCCGAGACUUCCUUUCCCAGCGUGUGUACCAGUGCCAGACGCCGACGGCGAGGAGCGUGUGCAAGACUCAUGGCCUACCAUAGCUGCAUUUUCGCUUGGAUAUGUCCGCAGCCCAGAGUCAAUCGACGUCGACCGCGGUCGCUCCAGUGACAGGACCAGAUUGCCACCAAUUCCCAAUUCUUCAAUCACCGCAACAACUGCUACUGCACCCGCGAAGGACGGCGAAGGUACGGCACGGAGGAGGGUGUACAAGAUUCUUUGCGGCAUGACGAGGUCGUGCACGCAGCAGAAGGCCGAAGUGCGCAAGGGAGGAUCGUGA